CUAGGAGGAACAUGGGAGCACCCAAGUUUAAAAACAGGAUGGAUUGUUUGGCAGGUCCUAAAGAUAUUGAGUGGGAAAAUGGAAAGAACCCAGUUGCCAUUAACACCGAAGGAGUGAGCCGGUUUGCUGUGUAUUUGUUCCAGGAACAGAAGCUUAAGCUUAUGAAGCCAACAGAGAAAUUGGAGUUUUCACUAGAGCCAUUUACUUACGAGCUGCUUAUAGUUUCUCCAGUGCAGGCCUUGUCAAGGAAAUUGAUCCAAUUUGCUCCAAUUGGAUUAGUGAACAUGCUCAAUUCUGGAGGUGCAAUUCAGUCUGUUGAGGUUGAUGAGAAUGGAAAUAGCGUGAGGAUCGGAGUGAAGGGAAGUGGGGAAUGGAGGAUCUUUGCAUCGCAAGAGCCAAAUGAGUGCAAGAUUGAUGGAAUGUGUAUGGAGUUCUGUUAUGAUGAUUGUAUGGUUAAAAUUCAAGUCCCUUGGCUUCGUUCUCCUGGAAUUUCAAUGGUUGACUACUUCUUUUGAGUUAAACUUAAACUCGAAAGUGGAUUCGUCCUAAUAUAUGGGUCCUGAGAGCCAUGAUGCGAGUGUAGUAUUGAUUUUGUAGUGCAGAACUGUCAAUGAAUUGUAAACCCCGGGCUAGCUUAUUUGUUGCAGGUAUAUUAUUAAUGGCAAUGUUGAGCCAUCAGUUAUCCGGAUGGGAGAAAAAGUGAAAGCCAUUCUGUUCAGCUUCGUGCAUUUUGCUCUUCUAUGGAUUGUGAUUUGUGAACGACAAAUAUUCCAAGAAAUGACAAGCAGCGUGCCUGUAGUAAAUUUUAGUACAAAAACGUUACCGUUUGGCUUUAAGACGGCAGGUAAAAUAACAGGAAAAGGGGAAAUAGCGUAAAUAAAACACGAGUCGGAAAAAGGAUUGUGGGGCUGCAAAGCAAAACCGUGGAUAAAGACGGAAUGUCUCGAUGAUACUUUUGUGUUCAACGAAAAUCAAGAGAAUUCGGUUGCUCUAAUUCGCCAAGUUAAGAAUGCAAAGUUUUACUCAACGAUGAAUUCAUCCAAGUACAUGGAUAAGCAAAUCACUGAACUUUCCAAAUACCGGAGACGUUUCUUAGGCGAUGAUGAAGAGGAAGAAGACGAUCAAGAUCGCGGCUUCGACUUCCACACAAUUCAGUCGCAUACAAAAUCUUUCGAAGGAACCCACUUCAGAGGUUGGAGUUCAAAGGACCAUAUUGAUUCUACGAAAUUCUCUGGUGAGAAAGCUGGGAUUUUUAGUGAUGUAGAAUUGAUUUCAAGUAUUGAUCAAAAGUUGAAGGAACAUGUUGAUGUUUUGCUGCACGCUGUGGAGUGUCUCAGUGCACGACUAUCUCAGAUGGAAAGUAGAACACGCCAAGCAGAAAAUACUUUUGAUGAUUUAAAGGAAUCAGUUGAAUUUAGUCAUGGAAGUACUGACAGAAAGCUAAUGGAGCUAGAGACUAUUCUAAUAGAGGUUCAAAGUGGGAUCAAAGAUCUGAGUGAUAAACAAGAGAUAUCAGAGGCUCAACUGCGGCUGACAAAGCUUUGUGUGUUGAAGGAUGACCGAGAACCAGAAAAACUAAACAAUACUGUUGAAUCAAGUUCGGGUAUAGAAGCAUUGUCAUCAGUCUCUCAGCAAUCCAACCAACCACAUCCAGUUCCAGUAUUUCGUGCACAGCCAGUUCUUGCUUUCUCUUCUAAUAUCACAAACUUACCUCUUCAACAUCAUUCUCCGGCUCCACUUGGAGUUACAGCACCACAGGUUCCUGCGCAUUCAGCAUCUUACCUUCCCACUGUUGCUGCAACUGAACCACAACUUCCUUCCCAGCUACCCCAGAGCAUUGUACCUCCAGUUCCACAUCAAGGAGCUUAUUAUCCACUGCCAGUUUCGACCCCAGGAACCAGUCAUCAACAAUAUGUUCCUUCAAUUCAGCAGCCACAGCCAUCAACUCACAGUCAUCAGCCUUAUCAACCACCAUAUAAUCUUCCUUUAGACUCACACUUACCUCAGUUGCCCCAAGUGCAUCCACCUUUCACAAGAGUGAAUCCUCAAGUCUAUCGUCUUGAAGAAGUUCCUUAUGCGCCAUCAUCUCAAAGCAUCCAUGCACCUUCUCAGCCACGUGAUGUGCCUCCUCUCUCCUCCCAGUUAUUUAAUACCGUUUCUGCUGAUCAACCCUCAAACUUGCGUUAUUCGGAUUUUGCUGGAAAUUCACAAGUUCAACGGCAUCCACAAGGAUACACAAAUAUCGUGGACUUCUAUGGUUAUACUGCUCCUACACAUAAUAGCAAGUCAAUUGCAAAACCUUUGCAACCCUCACCAGCCCCUGUUGCCAACAGUGGUGAAAUUAGUUACUCUCAGUUGCCAACUGCCCGUGUAUUACAACAUGCUAUUCCAACUGCCUCUAGUGUGGACAGUGAAUCAAGCUCUGGCGGGAGUGGAAACACGAUACCAGUUGAUGAUGUUGUUGACAAGGUUGUUGGUAUGGGAUUUCGAAGAGACUUGGUGAGAGCAACAGUGAAAAAACUGACAGAGAAUGGCCAGUCAGUGGACCUUAAUAUUGUGCUGGAUAAGUUGAUGCACAAUGGAUAACAUCAGAAUCUUGGGUCAUGCGAUGUUACUCUUCAAAUUCUUUUUUUUUUUUUUUUUUUUUUUUUUUUGAU
Jatropha curcas is the source of this 2657-nucleotide messenger RNA. RefSeq lists its product as uncharacterized. Lineage: Eukaryota; Viridiplantae; Streptophyta; Magnoliopsida; Malpighiales; Euphorbiaceae. The record is from RefSeq and is a predicted model, not a curated record.